Messenger RNA from Acaulospora morrowiae, 228 nucleotides. The record is from the annotation of a GenBank genome assembly. NCBI's taxonomy places the organism in Eukaryota, Fungi, Glomeromycota, Glomeromycetes, Diversisporales, Acaulosporaceae.
AUGUUUAAGGACAGCCCAACAGACUGCCUCCAAACAUCUGAACGUAGGACGGUAUGGCCUAACGACAGUAGGACAGCCCAACAGACUGCCUCCAAACAUCUGAACGUAGGACGGUAUGGCCUAACGACAGUAGGGAUACGCGUGACUGUGAACCCUGCCAGAGAGUUCAAAGAGCUACGAGGAUACGGAUUAACCUUAUUUUUUUACGUUAUACUCGAAAGAUCCGCG